Messenger RNA from Echinops telfairi (small Madagascar hedgehog), 372 nucleotides. RefSeq names its product NADH dehydrogenase [ubiquinone] 1 alpha subcomplex subunit 12-like. Lineage: Eukaryota; Metazoa; Chordata; Mammalia; Afrosoricida; Tenrecidae. Bases 1 to 372 code for a protein of 123 amino acids. The record is from RefSeq and is a predicted model, not a curated record. The transcript is spliced from 2 exons.
AUGGCUGCUGCACAAUGGGAGUACUUGCUGGUCCCGAAAGGUGCGCUGCAGCAGACGGGCGGCCACGGCGGCCUCCAAGGCUACUUAAGCGUUUCCUUUACGGCAAAUGAUGUAAGGGUUGGUACAUUAGUGGGGGAAGACAAAUAUGGCAACAGAUACUAUGAAGCCAAUAAGCAGUUUCUUGGCCUCACCGAUGUUUCUGAAAUGAAUGGCCGAAAUGCAUUCUGGGAUGUGGAUGGUAGCAUCAAGGGAAUGGUGCCCUUAGGCCAACCAUACAUUCAACAUGAGUGGCCUUCUAGACACUAUGUUCCUUAUUCCACCACCAGAAAGAAGAUUCAGGAGUGGGUCCCAUCCUCAACACCUUACAAGUAA